CGAAACAUCUUCAGCUCACACACACACAAGCAAAUUAAUUAAGAGAUCAAAAAAUGGAUGCCUCCAUGGGUUCAGUCUUGGUCUUGGGAGCCCUCCUGGUGGUGCUCGUCUCGACGCUGCUGAUCAGGGUGCUGUUCCUUCUGGUGUGGAAGCCCUUCACCGUCACCAGGUGGUUCAGGGGUCAGGGCGUCGGCGGCCGGGGCUACAGGUUCUUCGUUUGCUCCAUGCCGGAGAUCAGGCGGAUGAUGGCCGCCGGGAGCGAGGUCAUCCUCGACGCCGGCUCCCAUGACUUCAUCCCCAUCGUGCAGCCGCAGUUCCGCAAAUGGAUCGCCGAUUACGGGAAAACUUUUCUGUACUGGUACGGGGCCGCGCCGAGCGUCUGCGUCGCCGACGUCGACCUGGUGAAGCAGGUGCUCGCGGAGAGGACGGGUCUGUUCCCCAAGAACUACCUCAACGCCAACCUGGAGACGCUCCUCGGCAAGGGCCUCGUCCUCGUCAACGGCGACGACUGGAAGCGCCACCGCAAGGCGAUGUCCGUGGUCAUGGCGGACUUGGCGGAGCGGAUGAUGCAGAAAUGGCAGUCUCACAUACAGCAGGCCGGCAGCCAUCAGGCUGAAAUUGAACUGAGCAGCGAGUUCUCCGAGCUGACUUCGGAUGUGAUCGCGCACACGGCCUUCGGGAGCAGCUACAAGCAGGGCAAAAAGGUCUUCUCCGCAGCUCCCGCACUGCGCGGGGUCUUAAGGAGGUUAUUAGUGGGAGGUCUUUUUCACGCACCGUGCAAUGUGUAGAUCCCACCGCUCGAAUAUGUGACCUCUCAGUCUCAGUUCAUAGACGGCAAGCACUACCACUUGCACCAGGCCGCCCUUUUUAACAUAUUCAUGUUGGAAAUAAAUUUCAGUUAAGAUAUUUGUGAUCUUCACUAUUAAGGAAGCGUUUAAACCAUCUAAAUGCGAUUAAGGAAACCUAAUAAUAAAACCCUAAUGGGCUGUGAUCAACAGUCCCAUUAAGCCCGUUUCCAGAGGCUAGCCCCCAGCCCCACAGUGCCUAUAAAUAUAAAGUCGUGGUUAGCACCUUAAUGACCCCUUCAUCUCAAUCUAAAACCCUAGCCACAGCUAGUCUGAUCGCUAAGGGCACUGGAGGGGUUUGGAAGGCCAAGCACUCUCGUUGGCGCACGAAGGACGCCGAUUCGCUGCUGCAUCUUCUACACCGACAAGAACACAUACUUCCUCUACGGAUCUGGCGUAAAUGGCUGCUGUUACUGCUAACGCUGGUAUAAUGAUUACCAUUUAUUCCGCAUUAGAUUGAUUUGUCAUGAACUAGGUUAUGUUAAGAUCCUGAAGUAACGUGCCACUAAUAUUAAGUUUUGGCAAUUCUAACAAUCAGUAUCAUGAGCCAUCUUAAACUAGUCAUGCACAGUCAAUUUUUUGAGCCAUGUUUAUGCCUCUUUUUUCGUCAGUUUAAGAUGCAAAACGUGUUGUGCAGAUUAGAUCCUAUUGCACAGUUAAGUUUGAUUCAUGUUUUAGAUGCAAUUGGAUCCUGCAGAAUGGCUUUUAUGUGUUAAUCAUGUGUGAUUAGAUCUAAAUCAUGGUUAAUUAAGUUUCUGAUCACGAGAUUAGAUCUAAUCUAAUUCAGUUUAUGUCAAGUUUAAGAUUAAUCUUGAUCUGUUAAUGCUAAGUGUCUCGGAUUAGAUGCAAACGUUUUAAUGUUUAUGCUAAUUCAUGUUUAGACCGAGACAAUUACAUGAUUAAGUUGAGUAAUUAAGGUUUUAGGGUUUCGGUUCUUAAUCUGUUCCCCAAAUUAGAUCUCUGUUCAUGUUUAAUUUUUUGCAAAUUAAAGUUAGAUCCAUGAGAUUAGAUGCAUCAGUGAGCAUUUAGAAGAAGAGGAAUAGUCAAAUUUCAGAUCACAUAAGGAAUAUCCCAAAUCUCAUGAACUCUAAACCUAAGUGAAGUGGCUUACCUUACUUACCUCCAGUU
Messenger RNA from Panicum virgatum (switchgrass), 1973 nucleotides. RefSeq names its product cytochrome P450 709B1-like. NCBI's taxonomy places the organism in Eukaryota, Viridiplantae, Streptophyta, Magnoliopsida, Poales, Poaceae. Bases 54 to 788 code for a protein of 244 amino acids. Gene Ontology annotation, molecular function: monooxygenase activity; iron ion binding; oxidoreductase activity, acting on paired donors, with incorporation or reduction of molecular oxygen. The transcript has 3 exons. The record is from RefSeq and is a predicted model, not a curated record.